This is a messenger RNA of Bemisia tabaci, 8318 nucleotides long. RefSeq names its product Contactin (gene Cont). Gene Ontology annotation, biological process: cell-cell adhesion. The record is from RefSeq and is a predicted model, not a curated record. NCBI's taxonomy places the organism in Eukaryota, Metazoa, Arthropoda, Insecta, Hemiptera, Aleyrodidae. Gene Ontology annotation, molecular function: protein binding.
GGUCGAUGUCGUUGAUCUUGUCAAAUUUUUAAACAAAUUUUCCUUAUUUUGCUAUGUUAUAAUUUAUAAAAAAGUGUGUUGAUGUGUUAAAUCCACUGCCGACAUGAUUUUUUUGUGGGCCCUCCUAUUGACCCCUGCUGUCUGGGCUCAGCUGGAGGAGAGAGAAAUGGAUCUUCAGUGCCCUCAGCAUUGGAUUCAGUUUCAAAGAUCUUGCUAUCGGUUCAUAAAAUCUCCGCUGCGCAAUCGCAAUGAUGCUCGCAGGAAUUGCCUUGCGUAUGAAUCCGAACUGAUUAACAUAAACAAUGCUGAGGAGCACGGAUUCAUUAUCUACCAGCUUCUGUGGCAAGAUCCACAACAUAGACGCUGGUAUACAGGCUUGAGACAAGCAAGCCCAGGAUACUGGGUAAAUGAGGAUGGCACUCAACUAUCAGACAUGGAUGCCGCAUUUUUACCAGAACAGGAGUCAUCUUAUGACAAAGAAUUCCUAGUGUACAGUUUCUCAAAUCAACUGAAACGGUGGGGAUUCGAAAAAGUAAAGGGUGAUGAAAUGCUGUUGUACAUCUGUGAAGCUCCUGCCAACAAACUUCAUUAUCUAGUUGUAGAUGACCGUACUCAUGAAUAUGGGCUGGAUAUCAAAAACUUAGAGGAAAUCCCUCGAGGGCCGUAUUUCAUCAAGCAACCUGUUGAUAUCGUCUUUGAUCUCACAAAACGAAAAAUCACCAAUGAUGUGUAUUUGAGAUGCUCAGCUGGUGGAUACCCUGCUCCAACGUAUGAGUGGUUCAAAGAAGAGUAUGAAAAUGAUCGCUUGGUGGCAAAGAAAAUCAAUCCUUUGAAAGAAUCACGCUUAACAUUAAGUGGUGGAACAUUGAUCAUAAAUAAUCCUGAUCAGGUCGCUGAUCGAGGCACCUAUCAUUGCAAAGCCACAAACAAAUUUGGUACCAUUAAAUCAGAAAGUGUUCAGCUCUCUUUCGGUUUCAUCGGUGAAUUCAACCUGAAACGGUCCCAGGAAAGUGGGAAUCAAAACUGGGGUAAAAGCGUGUACUGUGAUCCUCCUCAGCACUAUCCUGCUGUCAACUACUAUUGGGCUCGUGAUACUUUCCCCAAUUUUGUGGAGGAAGACAAAAGAGUGUUUGUUUCUUUUGAUGGUGCCUUGUAUUUUUCUGCUUUGGAACACAUUGAUAGUGGAAAUUACAGUUGUAAUGUUCAGAGCAAAGUUUCUGACACUGGUCGAAACGGUCCUUUCUUUCCCUUGCGUGUCAAUCCACACUCAAACUUUCAGCAACUGAAGUUUCCCAACAACUUUCCCAAGGCAUUCCCUGAGGCUCCUGUUGCUGGUCAAGAAGUGCGUUUAGAAUGUAUCGCCUUUGGAUAUCCUGUGCCAUCCUACAAUUGGACAAGAAAGGGUAGCCAUUUGCCUCGUGGAUCAUACUUGACCAACUUCAACCGUGUUUUGAUUAUCCCCAAAGUACAAGUUGAAGAUCAAGGUGAAUAUGUGUGCUACGCAUUCAACGAAAAAUUGGCCCUACAAAACAGCGUCAUUCUCAGUAUCCAAGCUGAACCAAACUUCACCAUUCCCCUUGUUGACAAACACGUCGACAACAAAGCUGACCUGACAUGGACGUGCGAAGCUUUUGGUAUACCCGAUGUUCAGUAUCGUUGGUUUAGAAAUGGUGAUCCACUAAUUAUCGAUGAAUUGCCAGAUGAAGACAGAGAUCGUUACUUUAUUCAAGAUAAUGUCUUAACAAUUCGUUACUUGAGUGCAGAAAGGGAUACUGGAAUGUAUCAAUGUCAAGCGCAGAAUCAACUUAAAACUAGAUAUUCAUCCGCUCAACUUCGUGUCCUGUCUUUGAAACCAACAUUUAGGAAAAGACCAGUUGAGGCCGAGACUUAUGCUGGAGAAGGAGGGAACGUCACAAUCAAGUGUAACCCAGAAGCUGCUCCUCGUCCUAAAUUCACAUGGAAAAAGGAUGGCAAUGUGAUAGGCUCCGGUGGACGCAGGAGAAUAAUGGAAAAUGGAAACCUCAUCAUCGCUCCUGUUUCAAGAGACGAUGAAGGUCUAUAUGUAUGUCGUGCUGAAAAUGAGUACGGCAGUGAUGAAAGUUGGGGCAGGCUCAUUGUUCUUCGUAGCUCUACGUUCAUUGAGCAACUGGCUCCUAGAAUUGUACUACCGUUCAGGCGUAAUUUGGAACUUCGAUGCCAAGCUGUAAGUGAGGAAUUUUUGGACAUCUCAUACACGUGGACUCACAAUGGUGCUGAUAUCUCCGAUCCUGAUUGGUUUUUCCCUAGAUUGAGAGCUGAAGGAGGGAUUUUGGACAUCUACAAUGCCUCAUUUUCAGAAGGUGGUGACUAUGAAUGUAUCGUGAAAAGCCCUGUUGGUAAAAUUGCUUCCAAAACUUCCAUCAUAAUUGAAGGGCCUCCUGGUCCACCAGGUGGAGUCUUGGUUUUGGAGGUGAUCAAAACAUCAGCUGUCCUUCAAUGGACGGACAGCACUAGCAAUGGAAGACCGAUUACACAUUAUGCUGUUGUUGGACGCACUAACUGGAAUGACACUUGGUAUUUGGUUGCUGAAAAUGUAGCUGCCAAAGAAAUCGAUCGUUACACUGGUCGGAAAGAAGCAAUGAUUGAAAAUGUUUUGGCUCCAUGGUCCACCUAUGAGUUUAGGGUCCAGGCAGCAAACGAAUAUGGAUAUGGUACGCUUUCAACCCCAUCUCCUCAGUUCAACACUCCUGGGGACAAGCCUUACAGAGCUCCUUCAAAUAUCGUCGGUGCGGGUGGCAAGAUCGGUGAUUUGACUAUUGCCUGGACUCCGUUGAGUCGACAACAUCAAAAUGCUCCUGGAAUUUAUUACAAAGUAUUUUGGAAAAGACAUGUUGGUGAAAAAGAAUUCCAGAGCCUAGCAUUAAAAGAUCAUGGCAAUGUUGGUGUCGCUGUCAUUAGGAUACCCUCUGAGUUUUACUACACUGAAUAUGAUGUCAAGGUUCAGGCUGUGAAUGAAAUUGGUUAUGGUCCAGAAUCAGAGGUAGUAACAAUAUACAGCGCUGAAGACAUGCCUCAAGUAGCGCCUCAACAGGUGUCGGCUAGAUCAUUCAACUCUACUGCUUUGAAUGUCACUUGGGAACCAAUUGAUUUACGCCGAGAACUUAUCCGUGGAAAAUUAAUUGGGCACAGAUUGAAGUACUGGAGACAAGAUAGAUCUGAAGAUCAAUCAACAUAUUACUUAAGCAGAACGACCAGAAACUGGGCAUUAAUAGUUGGUUUGCAGCCUGAUACGUAUUAUUUUGUCAAAGUUAUGGCUUACAACGGAGCAGGUGAAGGAUGGGAAAGUGAACGAUUUCUUGAGAGAACAUAUCGAAAGGCUCCUCAAAAACCACCUUCCUCUGUCGCUAUCCAUCCUGUCAAUCCAGAUACCAUCAAAGUCACAUGGCGUUAUGUUGCGCCUAGUAUAGAUGAAGAACCAGUCAUGGGUUACAAGGUGAGAGUAUGGGAGGUAGAUCAAGAUAUGAGCACUGCCAAUGACACAUGGAUACCAAUCGGAAACAAAUUAGAAGCAUAUAUCUCGAAUCUAUCACCAGUCAAAGCAUACUACUUGCGUGUCCUAGCUUAUUCAAGUGGCGGUGAUGGUAGAAUGUCAUCACCAGCGAUCACUUUCCAAAUGGGUGAUCAAGCACUUUUUGCCAGUAGAGCUGCUCGAGGAGCUGAUUACUCAGUGUUAUCGCUAAGUUUCUUAUUUUCACUUCUCUUAUUUGGAUUUAUUGAAGUGUAACAUUUAGGUAGGUCAAUUUAAAUUUUCAGAUCCUUAUAACUCAAGGAAGAUAUCACAAUGAUAACUGUCCAGGUGUAGAUUCUUGAUGGUGUUUUGAAACAUGCUUGAUUCUGUACAGAGACUUAAAACCUGUUGCUACAAAUGGUUGGUCUGCUGAAUUCUGAGAUUCAGAUUUUAAGUUACCGUAAGUGAUUGAUCAGUCAACGCAUUUUUUGUUAUCAUAUGUUUUAUUGACCUCUGUUGUUUUUAAGCCUUAACUAAUGCUCGUUUUUGGCUUUUGCAACUUUUGGAAUAACAUCUGAUCGAUCUUUUUCUCUUUCUUCAUCAUUAAAUGUAAUUUUUCAUCAAACUUAUUUACUUUAAAAAAAUAAAUAAAUAAAUAAACUUAAAAAAAGAUGAUCGUAAGAAGACAGAGAGAGAAAAACAAAUUGGUCAGAUAAAUUUUUUAUUUUGCGUAAGAGGCAAAUUAUGUGCCCAGAUUCUUUUCUUUUUAAUCAAAGGUUUUUUAUUUUGGUAAGCAGUUUAUAUUUGACUAAACCAAUGCAACCAAGUUUAUCAUAGUAGUUGACAAUUUUACAAUGAUUCCUGUUAAUUUUUUGCAAAUUAUAUUGUAUGGCCUUGCUUCGCAUGGCACCCAUAUUAAAGGAAUCAAAAAAGUGCAUUCAAAGAGAAGGAUAAAAGUAAUUAAUAUAACUCCUAUGAAUGGAAUGAAAGUUAAGUUCACUUCUUGGGAGUGUUUUAUAUAUAAUUGCUGCACUGGAACGAAAGGUGUAACAUGACAGAACAAGUUUGAAGGCUAUGCUACUGUGCUUAGGAAAUAAGUUGUAUGAACUCUCAGACGUUUCCAGAUUUUCUAUGAUAAGAUACGAAUUUUCAGAGAAAUCUGUGAAUAUUUUCCCUACGAUUUCGCAGAGAAUUUCAUUCUUAGUGAGAUCUACAUUAUCUGAUCAUUUCAAGGUAAUUUAUCCAUAACUCUACUAAAAAAUCAACAUUUUAUUGGAGGAAGUUUGGCGACUCUUGAAUGCUCAUACAGUCUUUUUCCUCAGCAUGGCAGUAUGGAUCAGUGUUCAUUUUAUUUUUAGGACCAAAAUUUUUUGACCGCUGAACUUAGCAUUUUUCGCUAAAGUGCGAAUCAGUCAAGCAAACCAAAAUGUACAGUUGUGCAAACUUGACAAAACUAUGCUUUUUAUCAGUCAAAUUAUUUUAGUUAUGCAUUUUCCAGUGCAGCAUAAAACUUUUUGUAACAUUCCAAUAGUGCAGUAGGAAAACUUAAACAUCAUGCUGCACUUUGAUAUCUUCUGUGAAUUGAUACUCAAUGCUUCUGUAUUUUACCUGUUCAUAGUUUUUUUUUAGUAUGACUAAGCAAUUAAUUUUUAACCAUAGGUAUUCUACUGUCUUUCCCUCAUUUUCUUUUUUCUGACACGUUUCAAAAGACUGAAAAAGAUCUUAAAUUAUUCUGUAUUCAGUAUCGACUGCCCAUCUCGCAGAAAUUUGUUCUAAUGUGAGAUACACUAAGAGAUCUAGAGUAUGUUCAGUGUUUGUAGAUCUUUAAAAUGAAAUCUGGAGUUAAUUAGUAUUGUUUACUUCAUGAAGCAUUGACAAGUGAGAACUUGAAAUCGAAAAGAGCACUUCUCUCGUCAGGUACUGUGCUGUAGAGUCACCAUCAACAAUUUCUUUUUCAAUAUUUCUUCUCCCAUUGAAGAGUAAAAAUGUAAAAGGGAAUUCUGAAACUGAGAUGUGUCCUUUUCGCACUGAAGUCCUCAAUUUUAAGUGGGAGGUAUUUUUCAGUUAGAUAAGCUUCAAGUAGGACCAGAAUAAUAAAAAGUGCUCUUAUGUCUUAGGAGAAAGGUGUUCUAAUAGGUUGUUUUAAUGCAAUACUAAGAAACAUGUUUCAGUUAAAUAUGCUGCAACAGAAAUUCUCUUUGAAUCUACAGAAACUCUUAGCAGCAACAGGACGUAUCAUCUAAGUCUAAAAAAUAUUGUUUGAAAUAAGGAGAUUUCCUGUUGCUUCCCAGAGAAAUUCUCUGUGACCCUUAACAGAAAAUUUUUUCAAUGUAAUAAUUAUUUUUCUCUUUUUCCCCUCUUGAGUUUCCAGCUUAUGGAUCUAUUCAGAGCUUCUCUACGCACUCCUCUUUGAACUCAAUAAAAUUAAGAAGACGUUUAUCAUUUAAAAUUGGGAUCCAAUAUUUCAGUUUGUUAAAAAUCCUCAAAAAAAAUUAAUGAAAGUUUGAAAGGGGUGCGGCUGCAAAGCGCAAAACCAAGUAUUUCUAUUGGGGUGUUUCAAAAUUUCUGCCACCGUUUAAUUUUUUCAAAGAGAAACAAGGAAACUCUUUAGCUGGAAAAUCAUACUGAGUAUUCUGCUAACAAAGAAGGAAAAUAAAAAAAAAAUGUUCGAGAAAUUAUGUCGCCUACUUCUCAAAAGAAAAAGAAAGUAUGGCAGGAAUUUCGCAACGCCGCCAAAGAAGAAAUAUGGUUUUGCACUUUGUCCAUUGUCAUAUUUAAUCACAUUUACUGGUACCUAAGAAAGUGCCUGUAAUUUGAAAUGAAACUAAGGACAUCCUUGCCCUAAAAUAUAUAAUUGUCGUUAUUCUUAAUGCAGCUACUUUUUCAGCCGUUGAUCAAAAAGAAAGACUUUAAUGAUGGUGUAGCACUGUACAAAGCAACUUGUUUAAGUAUUGAUUUUUAUUUACCGAUGACAGUGACGCACAGUCAAUCAUAGAUUUUUUGAAAAUAAAAAAAAUCCUUGUUUCCUAACUUUAAGCACGUUGUAUGUAAAAUAUUUUAUUAUAUGAUGUCUUUUUGUGUAAAGAUAAUGAAAAUUGCAUAGUUUCAGGUUGUGAAGCUUGUAUCAAGGUGUACGAGAAGUCACUUAUUUUUAAUUGGACGUUAAUUUGUAAAUAGUUCAAACUAUUGUGACGCAUUGAAUUUAUCCAUAGAUUUUUUUAAUUUUUUACCAUAAAAUUGUAAGCAUUCCUCAUUAGAACUGUACUUUUUGUUUAUUUUUUUUAUUUAUUUUUGUUUUUACCAUUAUUUUCUGAAUUUGACCCUCAUUCUGCCGUUCAAAGCAAAACCGCCACAACUCCAUUCUAGAUUUUUUCAAUUUUUUUCUCAAGAGAUGUUGUAUCGUAGAACAAACAAAGAGACCCUUGGCUCCCAUAACUCUUGUAUAUUUUCCGAAGGAAAUAAUCUAUUUUAGGAAUAAUUGUGUCAUACUGCUAAGAACUCAAACUGAAAAAAUAAAGCAUUAUGGUGAUUAGGAUUUUUUGGAACAGAUUAGAAUAGUACUAUUUAUAGUAUGUAUUGGUGUGAUUGGAGUUAAGCGUUUUGGUAUGGACGGCAGCAGUCCGCUCUCAGUAAUUAUGUUUUGUUUAUCAGUAUGAACAUCUGUAUUUCAUUAUUGAUUUUGAAGUGCCUCUUUGUAGAAUUAGUUUUGUACAUUAUGGCCUUAGACUCUGAAUUCCAGAAUGAAUUCGACAAUGAACAUUAUUACAUGAUAAUGUGUGCAUGUUUUGGAAAUUUUUAAUCCGCAGGCAAUUGGAUCUGUAAUAGCCAGUAGUUGCAGGAUUCUGCAGUUAGUUUUUAUUUUUCAAAAAAAAUUUUGUUUCUUUGUCUCCCGCGGAUUUUUAUUAAACUCAUGUACACAUCUAAGUCUAUGUAGCAUGGAUUCUCCAUGUAGAUUUACUUGUUUUGCACACAUGCGUUUAAUGAAAAGCUGCUUUAUGUGGCCUCAAGACAAUUUGUUCAUUGACAUCCAAGUGUUAAAUUAUGUUUUGAAAUGUAAGAAAAAGUAUGAGGAAACUUUUACAGAGAAAAAUUAAUUUUGUUAUUAACAUAAUUUAUUAUUUUAAAAUUGUAUCUCUCAGAAUGUAAAAGAUCCUUUAUCACUCAGAGAGUGUUAGUCAAAUCGUCAAGGUUCAAAUUAUGACUUCUCAUUGCAUGUUUUUUCAUAAUUUUGCAUUAAAAAUCAUGAAAACAUAUCUAAAGAAUAAAUUUGCUCAGAUACCAAAAAAAAAUUGUAACAAAAGUAACUACCGGAUCAGUGGGAGGGAGAGACCAAAAGUAAUUCUGGCAACUCAACCUCUUUGCUUGAUAUCUUGAUAAAUUUGCACUAUAUUUUCUCUACCAGAAAAGUAAUAAUGUCAGUUUUAUUUAAAAAUGGCUUAAACUGCCAAUCAAUUUCCGUUUGGAAAUCAUUCUCCGAGUCUUUUUCUGUAAUCAUACUUUUUGUGAUUUUCCGAGGAAAAACGUGCAAUGCAUUGCCUGAAUGGAGGCUUUGCGUACUGUAUUUUAUUUGAUUAAAUGAUCCUUCUGUUUUUGACAAGUAUUCCAAAAAUAUUCUAAAUUUCUUUCGAAAUCCAUUUCCGUCCUAAAAAGUUUAAAAUGUACAUUCUAAAAAAAUUAAUUUAUUGUUAAUUAAUUGUAAGGCAUACUUAAUAUGUAUAAGAGAUCUGCAAGUGUAAUAUUUUCCGUCCGUUUUUCACUUUUUUAUGAUGUAUUUAUUAUUUUUUGUACUAUAAACUUGAGCAAAAUAUAUGAAAAUUUAUGAAUCUCUUCA